Molecule: messenger RNA, 1571 nt
Organism: Paramuricea clavata
Lineage: Eukaryota; Metazoa; Cnidaria; Anthozoa; Malacalcyonacea; Plexauridae
Source: the annotation of a GenBank genome assembly
AUGCUCUUGAGAGCGCAUACCAAAUGGUUUUCCGUUGUAAAAAUAAUGUAUCAGUCAAUGUCAACUACAUUUACCAGCAUUUCUUUUUCUUCCUCGCAGCUUCGUGAUUUUCGAAAACGUUUUACAGCCAUACAGGAUAUUCCUCAACAUUUUUUCUUUUGUCGAAGCAAAAAAAAACCCGAAUAAAUUAUUAUUCCUUCUUCGAGAAUGUAGGAAAUUCUCCCUACCACCCGGGAUUGGGCAGACAUACACGCCAAAGAUUUUAGGCAAUUAGGCAAAUACUUGAAUACGCUUCGUCAUAAUACAUUAAUAUGUGCUUAUAUUAAAUGCACUUAUACUUCCACACCUAGAUUAUUGUUGCGAAGUUUGGGACACCAUUGGCGCCACACUUUCUGAUCGACUCGAGAAACUACAAAAUAGGGCAGCUAGAGUUAUUACUGGCCGUAAAAGCCAACACCGUCAGUCUGAACUUGCCCUAGACGAACUGAAAUGGAAACCUUUAAGUGAACGCAGAACACAUUUCGUAGCAAGUCUUAUGUAUAAAAUAACUCACGAACUGGCGCCAAAAGGACUAACCAACAUUUUUAAAAGGACGUCUUCCUUUUAUUACUAUAAUAUGCGAGGCUCUUCCACCAAACUCUUUUUGCCUCUAUAACUAAGACUUUUUUUAAGAUUAUGAUAUAUCAUAAUCUUAAAAAAAGUCUUAGUUAUAGAGGAGCAAAAUUGUGGAACAGCCUUUCUGGUGAAGCAAGAAACAAACAUUCUCUUGCUUUGUUUAAUUCAUGUAUACGACACUGGCCUGGCCAAUUAAUUAGUUUAUUACGUUAAUUAAGAAUAUUACAUAGUACUAAUAUUAAUUUAAUAUAUAAAUAAUUAUAUACUAGUUGUAUUUGUAAAUGUAUCGUAAUUGUUGUUAACUGUAAUGUAAUGCAUAACCAUAAUUUGUAUUAAUUGUAUUUUUUAACUACUUAAAUCUACGCCCCCCCUUGGAAAUCAGCUUUCGCUGUAGGGGUUAGCGUAGUUGAAUAAAGUUUUACCUACCUACCUACCUAGUCUGGGCAGACAUCCCGAAAUAUCUCGAGACAGAAAUUGAACGCGUUUGCACAAGAGUAAAAACUUCGAAGGCCUUUCUCGAGGUUCCUGACGCUGGGGACAAGGUUCCUGACGCUGAGGACAAGGUUCCUGACGCUGAGGACAAGGUUCCUGACGCUGAGGACAAGGUUCCUGACGCCGAGGACAAGGUUCCUGGCGGUGAGGACAAGGUUCCUGGCGGUGAGGACAAGGUUCCUGACGCUGAGGACAAGGUUCCUGACGCUGAGGACAAGGUUCCUGACGCUGAGGACAAGGUUUCUCACGUUGAGGACAAGGUUUCUCACGCUGAGGACAAGGUUUCUCACGCUGAGGACAAGUUUUUUCACGCUGAGGACAAGGUUUCUCACGCUGAGGACAAGGUUUCUCACGCUGAGGACAAGUUUUUUCACGCUGAGGACAAAGUUUUCCACGCUGAGGACAAGGUUUCUCACGCUGAGGACAAGGUUCCUGACGCUGAGGACAAGGUUCCUGACGCCUGA